CAAACCUAAUCCACAGCAGCACACAAGCUCACCAAGCAUUCCUCUCAUCUCCCAUUCUCACCCCCGUCAUUUCCUCCCUAUCACCUUCUAGCUAGAAUGGCCUGCAAUGACCACGUAGCUGCAUCUCAUGGCUCGCUUCAUUGCAUAGCAGAGUCUCAUGUGAUCCCAAGUUCGAGCACUUGGCGCAGAAGGCUUGGGUUUGAGAAGAUGAACAGGAAGCCCGGAGAUUGGAACUGCAGGUCCUGCCAGCACCUCAACUUCAGCCGCCGCGAUUCAUGCCAGCGGUGCGGCGAGCCGAGGUCGAGCAGCGACCGCUCGGACUAUGCGAGCUUCGGCGGCGGCCGCGGGGGCUCCUCCUUCGGCUUCAGCAGUGGAUCUGACGUCCGGCCCGGCGACUGGUACUGCUCAUGCGGCGCCCACAACUUUGCCAGCCGUUCCAGCUGCUUCAGGUGCGGUGCCUUCAAGGACGACUCCGCCGUCAGCGGUGGUUUCGAGGGCGAUGUGCCGCGCUCCCGGGGGUUCGGCUUUGGUGGUGGCGGUGGCGGUGGCGGUGGUCGUGCCGGCUGGAAGUCUGGGGACUGGAUUUGCACCAGGUCGGGCUGCAACGAGCACAACUUUGCGAGCAGGAUGGAGUGCUUUCGGUGCAAUGCACCUCGGGAGUCCGGGACCGAAGUCUAAUUAAGAAGUGGACCAAGUGACAUAAGAUGAACGUGAGAGAUGAGAUCAUAUGAUAUAGUAGUAAUGUCAACUUUUAGUUACUGGUUUUGCUCCUACCGGACUCUUUUUCUUUUUUUCUUUUGGUUUUAAAGCCCACCCGUCCUCGAUGUGGGAGUGUCCUGUCUCGGUUUUUUGUUUGCACUUUGGAGUUGUAUCCGCCAUCUUCUUUCGCUUUAGAAGUAUAACUAUCUAGUUGUGUUGUUGCCUCUUCUAUUAAACUAUCUGGAAAAUUAUCUUGUGUAAUGUCUUAAGAAUGGGCUUCUAAUUACCCUAUCUUAGGAUGGGUAAUGAUCUUAGUUAAUUAAGCUCUUUGAAUAGCUAAUGGCAAA
This is a messenger RNA of Phoenix dactylifera (date palm), 1046 nucleotides long. RefSeq names its product Ran BP2/NZF zinc finger-like superfamily protein. NCBI's taxonomy places the organism in Eukaryota, Viridiplantae, Streptophyta, Magnoliopsida, Arecales, Arecaceae. The record is from RefSeq and is a predicted model, not a curated record. Gene Ontology annotation, cellular component: cytoplasm. Gene Ontology annotation, molecular function: mRNA binding.